Messenger RNA from Pelobates fuscus (common spadefoot toad), 2878 nucleotides. RefSeq names its product CCR4-NOT transcription complex subunit 2 (gene CNOT2). Gene Ontology annotation, cellular component: CCR4-NOT core complex; P-body. Lineage: Eukaryota; Metazoa; Chordata; Amphibia; Anura; Pelobatidae. Gene Ontology annotation, biological process: regulation of DNA-templated transcription; nuclear-transcribed mRNA poly(A) tail shortening; regulation of stem cell population maintenance. The coding region runs from base 159 to 1730 and encodes 523 amino acids. The transcript has 15 exons. The record is from RefSeq and is a predicted model, not a curated record.
GGGAGGAGAAGGAGAGGGAGCGAAGCAGAGCGAAGAGAGAGGGGGGGGGUCACGGCGGAGGGUCAAAGGGGAAAGGUCACCCACCCAGCAUCCUCCGGGUUGGAUACACAGCCAUCUUGGUUCUGCGGGACAAGAAAAUUCAUGCGGUGACAUACAGCAUGUUUGGUGCUUCAAGAAAGAAGUUUGUAGAGGGAGUCGACAGUGACUACCACGAUGAGAAUAUGUAUUAUGGCCAGUCAUCGAUGUUUCCGCAUCGGCCGGAAAAAGAUAUGCUGGCAUCUCCAUCACCAUCCGCAUCGGGUCAACUGUCUCAAUUUGGGGCAAGUUUAUACGGGCAACAAAGUGCACUAGGCCUUCCAAUGAGGGGGAUGAGCAACAGCACUCCUCAAUUAAAUCGCAGCUUAUCACAAGGCACUCAGUUACCAAACCAUGUAACGCCGACAACAGGGGUACCGACAAUGUCACUUCAUACACCACCAUCUCCGAGCAGAGGCAUAUUGCCGAUGAAUCCCAGGAAUAUGAUGAACCACUCCCAAGUUGGACAGGGCAUUGGAGGAAUUCCUAACCGGACAAACAACAUGAGCAGUUCAGGUUUAGGUAGUCCUAACAGAAGCUCGCCUAGCAUAAUAUGUAUGCCAAAGCAGCCAUCAUCCCGGCAACCUUUUACUGUGAACAGUAUGUCUGGGUUUGGAAUGAACAGAAAUCAGGCAUUUGGUUUGAACAAUUCCUUAUCGAGUAACAUUUUUAAUGGAACAGAUGGAAGUGAAAAUGUGACCGGAUUGGACCUUUCAGAUUUCCCUGCACUAGCAGACAGGAACAGAAGGGAAGGAAGUGGGAACCCAACUCCAUUAAUAAAUCCAUUGGCAGGAAGGGCUCCUUACGUCGGAAUGGUGACAAAACCAGCAAGCGAGCAGUCACAGGACUUCUCGAUACACAAUGAAGAUUUCCCUGCAUUACCAGGCUCCAGCUAUAAGGACCCAACAUCGAGCAAUGAUGACAACAAAUCUAAUUUAAAUACUCCAGGAAAGACUGCCUCAAGUACAGACGGACCCAAAUUCCCCGGGGACAAAAGUUCCACAACGCAAAAUAAUAACCAGCAGAAAAAAGGGAUUCAGGUUAUGCCAGACGGGCGAGUUACCAACAUUCCUCAAGGCAUGGUGACAGAUCAGUUCGGCAUGAUUGGCUUGUUAACAUUCAUCAGGGCAGCAGAAACAGAUCCAGGGAUGGUACAUCUUGCAUUAGGAAGUGACUUGACAACACUAGGCCUCAAUCUAAACUCCCCAGAAAAUCUUUACCCAAAAUUUGCUUCACCGUGGGCAUCAUCGCCGUGUCGACCUCAAGACAUUGAUUUCCACGUCCCAUCGGAAUACUUAACGAACAUUCAUAUUAGGGAUAAGUUGGCUGCAAUAAAACUUGGCCGAUAUGGAGAAGACUUAUUGUUCUAUCUCUAUUACAUGAAUGGCGGAGAUGUUUUACAGCUUUUAGCUGCUGUCGAACUUUUCAACAGAGACUGGAGAUAUCACAAAGAAGAAAGAGUAUGGAUUACCAGGGCACCCGGAAUGGAACCAACUAUGAAAACGAACACCUAUGAGAGGGGAACAUAUUACUUCUUUGAUUGUCUUAACUGGAGGAAAGUUGCAAAGGAGUUCCAUUUGGAAUACGACAAGCUAGAAGAAAGGCCUCAUCUGCCAUCCACCUUCAAUUACAAUCCCGCUCAGCAAGCCUUCUAAAGACUUCCCUGUUCAUGGGGUAUGGCUGUCUCAGCACAAUACACAACAAAACUGCAGAACUGAUGUGGCUCAGGCAUCCUGGUUUUAAUUCCUUGAGGAUCUGGCAAUUGUCUCAUGCAAAGGGAUCGUCACUUGAGGUCCUGCCUUACUAAUUAUGUGCUGCCCAACAACUAGAAUUGUAGUUUGUUUCUUUAGUUUGAGCAGGGUCUGUAUUUUUUUUUCUUCCUUUGUUUUUGUUAUCAUUUUAUGCCACCAGACACAAAUGGAUACAGAACACUGACAUAAGUUUACCACUUAGUUUCCAAACUGUUCAAAGGAAGAGCGAGAGAGAGAGAAAAACCUAAAAUUAGUCAGCGAAGUUUGCAUUGUUCAUUGUAGCACUAUUUGGUAAUAAAAACCCCCCACAUGUUUGUGUAUUUUUAUGUGAAGAUCCUUCUCGUAUUUCAUUUGGAAAGAUGGGCCUUCAUUUUACUCCCCCCUUCUGUUUUUUUGAACGGCAUAUUUUUUGCCAUGUUCAGCUCAUUCCCAGCCAAAGGGAUCUACAAUGCAUUGCAGUGCAAAGAUUUGCAGGCCCCUCUGACAGAGAAAGUGCUAACACAAAGAUUAUUCGACUGUUUAAGAGAAAGAUAUUGCCGCAACCUUUGGACAAUUUCCAGAGUUGUGUAUUACUGAGCUUCAUCUUUCCAGAAUGAGCAAAACACUGUCCAGUCUUUGUUACGAUUUUGUAAUAAAUGUGUACAUUUUUUUUAAAUUUUUGGACAUCACAUGAAUAAAGGUAUGUAUGUACGAAUGUGUAUAUAUUAUAUAUAUGACACCUAUUUUGGAAAUGUUUGCCCUGCUGUACCUCAUUUUUAGGAGGUGUGCAUGGAUGCAAUAUAUGAAAAUGGGACAUUCUGGAACUGCUGGUCAGGGGACUCCUUUGUGGCCCCCUGUGCACUAAAGGGCCAGAUUUUCAGCAGCCAAGGACAUCCAUACCCAAGUGAACGUGAUGGGACUUAAGGAAGUGAACUGAGACAACUCACUCUGGCUGUUUGAAAAGCAGCGUUUCAUAGGAAGAAAAAAAAUAAUAAAAAAAAAAGAUCAAUCUUGUAUUUUCUGACCACAUAAAGGCUUCUUCUCUUUGUAAUAAAGUAGAAAAGCUCUCCUCA